UUUCCUCUGGACAUCCGUAAUCCAAAAGCUUCAGGAUGACUGCAGGUUCCAUCGUGGCUCCAUUCAUAAUUCCUAUUCGGAUUCCAACCCCUGGAAAAGCCAAGCAUGAGAUAGACACCAACACACCCAUUGAGCUUAAGUCAGACACCCCUGAUGUGAGUAUUUUCUACACUCUGGACGGCACUAAACCGGAGGUGCCACGAAGGCCAAGGCUUGGACAAAGCAGCACAAUGAGAUACACCGUGCCCAUUCGCUUACCCAGCGGCAAAGUGCACGUCAGGGCCAUGGCAGUGACCAGUGAUGGAAGACAGAGUGCCGUUGUUACAAAGGUCUUCGUCGUGGAUUUCGUGCCCUCCGAGCUAGAAGAAGCAUUAGAGGAGACUCAAGAGUACUCUACACAGAGUUUGGAGCAAACUGACACUUUACCAGUUUUUCCAACUGAAAAGCAAAUCCCAGACAUUUCUGAAAACGGUACACGACGAACACGGAAAGUCCCUCGUUUUCUGUCCCAGCGCUUACAAAGUGCACCUGUAGCCCCGCCCGCAAAACUCCAACAGAAUUCGAGUGAGGAGGGCAGUCUGCUCAAAAACCUAAACAGCACGCAGAUAUCCCGCCUCCAGAGAGAAACAGACUUUCUCAGGUGCUUUAAAUGUUUGAGCCAUCGGCCCUCGGACCCCUUCGCAAGAUUCUGCCUAAACUGUGGUGCCCCAGUGCCUCCAAUCCCAGGACAGAGGCUGCCCCCUACUGAGGGGGGUCAGAUGAUCCUUUGUGUCCAGUGUAAGAGCCUGGUGCCGGCGAACACGUCCUCGUGCGUGGUGUGUGAGGCUCCGAUUUCCCCACAGCUUCAACCGCAGGCCAGCCUGAGGCUGAAGGACAAACUGAUCUGUCCGUCAUGUGGAACAGGAAAUCCCGCUCACCUCACUUACUGUGUGACAUGUGAGACCAAAUUGUCUCAUGCCGAUAGUCCUGUGCUGAGCGGACAGCGUGCUCCUCCUUUACCGUCCUCAGAAGGGAAGAUGGUCCCAUGCUCGAAAUGCAACAGAGUGAACCACUCAGACGCUCGAUUCUGCGACUGGUGUGGUGCCAAGCCUGGACACAAGGCCAAGUACCUGACCUGUUCUCAGUGUGGUGCUAGCAAUCAUCCGUAUGCAAACUUCUGUGGAAGCUGUGGUGUGUUUCUGGAAGGUCCACCGCGAGCGUCCACCUCCAGUACGCGACUGAGUGCACGAGACAGCACGCUGGAACCUGAGCAGAGUUCAUCUACAUGUCAGGCUCCUGCAGCAGGUGUGACAGGGUGUGUGGAUGCCCAGACCCAGACCACUGGCCUCUUCUACCCCAGCAGUGCUGAGCUGCAAAAGCGGAGCCAGCAAAGAGAGGCGGAGCUUAGCAGACAGGGGCAGAUGAGUGACAGGAAGCCUUUGCUCACGGCUAUCAGUCCUGGACGAGGUUUCUGGAGAAAGCAGCUGGAUCACAUCUGUGCCCACUUGCGCAGUUACACGCAAAACAACAGCGAGUUCAGAGCUCUGAUUGGAGAACCGCGGAUGGGCAGGCUGAUCUCCGCAGUGAUCGAAGAAGACAGCUAUGAAGUCAGCCUGCGCGUUAACUUCAUCUUGGCGUCUCCAGACAGACCCGGGGCAUCCCCAUCAGCAGACUUGAACAGAUCAUUGAAUGAGAAACUCAACCUCAGCGACGUUACUGAGGGGAGGACCAAACUAACAACCAGCCAGACCAGCCUAAACGCAUUGAGUGAGACCACAACAUCUGGACUGAGUGCUAGGAACCGGAAGAAGAGCUCCACUUUAGCCACAGCUGAGCGACAGCCUGACUUCAAAGACAGCCUGUUGCUGAGGGAGGUGGGGCCGGAGGGGCGGGGCCGAAUCGCAGUGGUGGAGCAGCUCUUGGAUGAGGGUGCCAACCCAUCAUGCCUGGACAGCGGCGAGCGCCCACCUUUGGUUGCUGCUGUGCUAAAUGGACACCAUGAUGUCAUUCCUAUGCUGGUGCAGAAAGGGGCAGAUGUCGACCAGCUUUCAGGGCCGUUGAAUAACAGCGCCCUGCACGAGGCUGCAGCUUUGGGGACUGAGGGGUUAAGAAGUGCGGAGAUCCUUCUCGGAUGCAACGCAAGUUUAAGAAUACUGAACAACGUCGGUCAGACGCCGUACAACAUGGCUGAGGCUUCAGGCUGCAGCUCGAUGCUUUCACUACUAGCGGCUCACACGGGUAAAGGCGGGAUCAACACCCGGAGCUCCUCUGGACUCGACACGUUCUCUUAAACAGAAAGGUGUUUCUCAGAGCACAUGGAAAGCCUGAACUGCUCGAUUUGUAACUGGAGAAGAUAUCACUGCUGUUUCAACUUAAAGAGAUCAGAUAUGGCCUGCGUGCCAUCAGUUUAUCUGUUUUUAGUUUCCUAUUUCAAACAAAUUGCAUUUGAAUUAUUGUUUCCAGUAAAUACAAAUGAUAUCAA
Clarias gariepinus (North African catfish) is the source of this 2461-nucleotide messenger RNA. It is a transcript of the gene dzank1, whose product is annotated as double zinc ribbon and ankyrin repeat domains 1. The transcript is spliced from 19 exons. Gene Ontology annotation, biological process: eye photoreceptor cell development. Bases 36 to 2270 code for a protein of 744 amino acids. Gene Ontology annotation, molecular function: protein binding. Lineage: Eukaryota; Metazoa; Chordata; Actinopteri; Siluriformes; Clariidae. The record is from RefSeq and is a predicted model, not a curated record.